GGCACCUGAGCUCCGCGGCGCGAAGGCGACGGAGCCAAGCGCGGCCGCCGCCGCGGCGCUGCGGAGCGAGGCGCGGGCUGAGAGGAAGGCGGGGGCGGAGGAGGAGGGUCGGCAAACUGGUGGCACUUUGUAGACUGAGAGCGGCACUUGCUGCUGGCGGCGGCAGCCCGCCCCUCGCCGCAUGGCAGCCCAGUGAGGGAGGAGUGGGCGCGGGGCUGGCGCUGCCCGGAAGACGAGGCAGCCAGCGCCGGCGGCAGCAGCGCCUGCCGCCGCCUUCUCGCCCGGCCGGCCGGGAUGCGCCCUGCUCGCCGCUGAAGCCCCGCCGCGCCGCGAUGCUCUCCCCCGAGCGCCACCGCCACCACCCGCACCAGCACCACCACCCGCCCGCGCCGCCGCAGCCGCCGCUGCCGCACCACCCGCCGCAGCCCAACCAUGUCGUGGCCACCAUCGAGAACCUGCCGGCGGAGGGCGGCAGCGGCAGCGGCCGGAGCGGCAUCUCCGCGUCCUCCUUCAGCGUGCGCCAGCGGAUCAGGAAAGUGCUGAACAGCUGCUGUAGUCUAAGAAGAAAUGAGACACGUGAGACACAGUACGAAACAAGUGGCUACUCACACUAUGAAAUUCAAGGCCAAGCAUGGUUUAAAUACAGAAGUAGGGAUCUCUUGCUGUCUGUGGCUCUUGGCCAGGUACUCUCCCUCCUUAUCUGUGGCAUUGGCCUGACGAGCAAGUAUUUGUCAGAAGAUUUCCAUGCCAACACACCUGUUUUUCAGAGCUUCCUCAAUUAUAUCCUCCUAUUCUUGGUCUACACAACAACGCUAGCUGUCAGACAAGGAGAAGAAAACUUGCUGGCAAUUUUGAAAAGGAGAUGGUGGAAGUACAUGAUCCUGGGGAUAAUAGAUAUAGAAGCCAAUUACCUGGUAGUCAAAGCUUAUCAAUACACCACUCUUACUAGUGUACAGCUCCUAGAUUGUUUUGUCAUCCCAGUGGUGAUAUUGCUAUCCUGGUUCUUCUUGCUGGUACGAUACAAGGCAGUGCAUUUUAUUGGGAUUGUGGUCUGCAUUCUGGGCAUGGGCUGCAUGGCAGGAGCAGAUGUCCUUGUUGGGAGACAACAAGGAGCAGGUGAAAAUAAACUGAUAGGGGAUCUCUUAGUGCUGGGUGGAGCAACACUAUAUGGCAUCUCGAAUGUUUGUGAGGAGUAUAUCGUCCGAAAUCUGAGUCGAGUGGAAUUCUUGGGCAUGAUCGGACUCUUUGGCUCCUUCUUCAGUGGAAUUCAGCUUGCAAUCAUGGAACACAAAGAGCUGUUGAAAGUUCCCUGGGAUUGGCAAAUAGGCUUGUUGUAUGUUGGCUUUAGUGCCUGUAUGUUUGGGCUCUACAGCUUCAUGCCAGUGGUCAUAAAGAAAACCAGUGCUACUGCUGUCAACCUCUCCCUACUCACAGCUGAUCUGUACAGCCUUUUCUGUGGAUUAUUCCUCUUCCACUACAAGUUUUCAGGACUUUACUUGUUGUCAUUCUUCACUAUCCUUGUUGGGCUGGUGCUCUACUCCUCCACGUCCACCUACGUAGCCCAGGAUCCUCGGGUGUACAAGCAGUUUCGAAAUCCUUCAGGACCUGUUGUAGACCUGCCAGCCACCGGCCAGCUGGAGCCUUCAGUAACAUACACCAGCCUAGGGCAGGAGACAGAAGAGGAGCCUCACGUUAGAGUUGCUUAAACCCCAGGCUGUCGGUCACUUACUGAUGAUUCAGUGGAGCUCGUAUAUCCAUUAUCUCUGUAUUGUACAUAGAGAAAGGUAUUUACCAGGUGCAGUUACACCAGUGAGCUGCAAGGUAGCAAAUACGGAAAGCUCAUAAUUAAUUGUUCCAGGGUGUUCAUUGCAAGGAGAUGCCAGUCCCUCAUUUAAGGUAUUAGCAGCAUGUUUGCAGCACAAGCUGCUGUAUACGAAUCACUAAAUGCCAGACUACCUGCAAAAGAUAUUCAAAACGUAAGCUGAAGUUGCAAGAAGAAAAAUUCAUAAAAGGGUGUUUUUGCACCUACUGAGCGAUAGUAUGCCUAAACCACACAAGUUGUGGAAAAGCCACCUGUUUAGAGCAAAUACACCUGUGCAGUCACUGUUAAUUUCUCUGUAAGAUUUGUUUGGUUUGCACAAAAUAAAUGGGUCACUCAUGGUAAAAACACCCUGACGCAUUUUCGCUAGCACCUUGGAUUUGAUGAGGAAAAGAUAAUGAAUUCAUCUGUGUUAUCUAUCUAGUUGCCCCUUCUAGGUAAUCUGUUCCAUGAAUCCAGAGGAGGGACAACUUAAAAUAUCUGUCUCUAUUCUAGGAAUAGGUAUAAGGCGAGCAUUUUAGCCUUUCUAUAUUUGCAGAAGUGAAGUACUCCAGCAUUGACCUUUCUAUGUUCCAUGGCAGAUAUCCUAGUGGCUGAGGUUCUGCAUCAGGUGACAGGGAGUUAAUUUCUCUGUAGUCAUGACUAACACAGAUUUCUUACUUUUUAAAUUUUAACCUGUAAAAGAAUGCAUUUUCUAGUUUGCUAUGUAUUGUACCUCUCCAUGGUAAGAUGACGUAGCAUGUGGAUCAGGGCACUUAUUUUAGAUACUCAGUGCAUCAAGGGCGCCUUCUGCUGUUCCAGUUUGCUUAGUCUCAUGUGGUUCAUUAUUCUAACAACAGCCAUUUAAAAACAUGCCAGUUUUUCACCAAAACCCACAAAUUGUAAAAAAUCAGGAAGAUUAUGUGAGUAAUUCAUGAAUAGAAAGACUGGACCAUCUGCUGGUACUGCUGCAGUAGCACAAAGACAAUCAUACUGGUGUGUAGCCAAUUAUUUUUUGUUAAUUACAAAACUAGCAGAAGAAUUCAGCAGUUUUCUUAUAUUCCUGAGGACAUGUGAAAAUAGUAAGGGUGUGCUCUACAACUGUACUUCUGCUCCAGUAGCCUUAUCAGAAAUGGGGGAAAUCUUAGUUACAGCCAUGAAAAUCCAUACCUGCCUGAAUGUUUUGCUGUUCCGAGAGCACAAUAAAAGGAAAAGAAAUCAUUAUUUCAACAGCCCUCAUCUAUUUUUGACUUAAAAUUGCAGAAAGGAAGAUAGUCUUAUGUCUAACAGGUAGGAUAGGGAUUCAGGAGAGCUUGUCACACCUCUGUGGGAUCUUGGGCACACCUUCUGUGUGGCUUAGCUUCCCAACUUGGGUAUAUGGGGAUAGUGUUAUUUUACCUACCUCACAGGGGUGCCAAGGGACCAAGGUAUUUUAGAACACUUUAAGAUCUUCAGAAAAAAAGGAGUUUAAGUACAAAAUAGUGCUAUAAAAGUGUGUAUACAUUCAUUGUGUUUGAAAAUGGGGUUUACAGCAGGGUUGAUGAAUUUUCUGCUUGUGAGUAUAUAAGAUGAAUUUGAUUUAAAAGGCAUUCUGCUAAAGAAGUCUGACUCAAGUGAAAAUGUAGGGCUUCCUGUUUGAAAAAUACAACUUACCUAUUUCUAUUUUAAAAAGAAAAAAAAAUGCAUACUCUGGAGAUUAGAAAGGCCACACAGUUCAACCAAGCAGGAUGAAUUUCUGCUGAGGUAACAUUCAUCUUUUACAGUCCUGUUCUGUUUUACAUAAAAAGGAGAAAAAGCAGAUUGGGAGAUGUUUUUAUACAAAUAUAAAUGAGGUGAUGAAUGCCAAAAUGCUGUUGAACAGCAGAAUAUCUGUUGUAUCUUUUAUUCUUGCUGUGGAUGAGGAAAAGAAGCAAUUUCUGUCCCAUUGUGUUCAGGCUGUCUGCCAUGAUCCCAUUGCAGCUGAGGGAAGGGUCUGCAGUGUUGUCAAACCAUGCCCAGAACUUUUGCAAAAUCUUCAGUUAGGAUUGCUUGCUUUGAAAAAUAACAAAUUUAGGGGGUUUUUUUCUGCCUUCUGAUUUUUUAAUCUUCUUUAAGAUUCAUGUUUCCAAGCUUUUUUUCUGCACCCACUGAGGGUUUAAAAAAUGAUUCCCACAGAGAAGCAGAUUUCAUUUUCUGGAAAACCUAAGCACUAAAGGAUACACAGUUAAAAAGAGAAAAAGACAAUACAAGAAAGAGCCACCCUGGGAUUACUGACACUCCCACUGUCAGGGAGAAUCACUUGACUCCCAUUUGACACGCCAGGGUAAGGCUUGAGGGGUGGAAGCCCAGGUGGGAGGUGCAUGUUUGGGUGAAGCCCUCAUGCAUUGAGUGCCAGCAAACGUCCUCAGGUCAAGCUCUGUGAUAGCUUCAACUUGAAGCUGGUACCUUCCCAAGAAGCACGGGCUCUGGUUACAAAUAUCAUGGGUCUCUCAGGUAGCUGGAGGCACAUUGGUGGGCAUCUGUCAUUGCAGUCUUUUUGCUACCUUUUAUACCAAUUAAAUACCUUUCUCUGAACAUUAGUCCCCAUGUUGGUCUUGAGAGCUUUGAGGAUUGCGUGAGUGUGUUUGUUUCAUGUUUACAAUUCCUUCAUUUUGCAUAAUUGUUUUGGUUUACUUCAUUAUUAGUAUUUAUUUUUAAGCCAAAUGUUUGUAAUCCUUUCCCCUCCUCCCCUUCAUUUUUCUGACACUAAUUUGUAGAUGUUUGUUAGAGUCUUACAAGAAACAACUAGCAGAAGACAUGUCCAGGUCAGUUCACUGGUCUGGGAGUUUUUACAUGCAACGGUUUGCAGUCCACAGAUGGCUGAGAGGUGCCAUCUAAAGCAAUUUUUAUAGGCUAUUUUAAAAGGCUCCACUGUAUGGAAAUAAAUUGUGAAUGGUCCAGUUUGCACUCUACACCCAACAACCAGCCCAUGCAUUCUUGCACAUGAACAGUUUCAUGUCCCUGGGAGAUCUUUCUGUGGGGUUGCUUUACCUGUUAUGUCUCUCAUUAAAAAAGAACGUUGAUAGUUCAAUUAGCCCCAGUGUGCUAGUACUGGAUGAACCUCAAAGGAAAAUAGUAGUAUAGCUUUACAAGUAACUGUUGACUGAAAAAGUGAGGUCUAGUGAAGAAAAAUAUUAUUUCUACCUGUUUUGUUUUCUGCAGUUCAAGACCUCAGUACACACCAGCAAAGGUACAGCUAUCUAACUGGCAGCUACUCUACUUGUUGCGUUAGGACGUCACUAGUUCUACCUAGAUCUUUGCCUGAACAAACUGAAACUCUAUUACAUUGCUGGCACUGAGCAGCCUUUAGCAAGACUGAUGUAAUUUUCUGCUACUGGAUGAAAACCUUCACUGGGAGACAGACCUUGUCUUUGUUCCAACUAUAAACUUUCAAAACAUGUAACAACAGACCAAGCAAUUGAAAAUUUUGCACCACUGUGUCAUAUGGAAAAGUUUCAAUGUAUAGUUUAGAGAUUGCUAACUUGUGCUAUUAACAUUUUGACAAGCGUAUAGUAUUGUUUUCUUUCCUUUUUUAAAACCAUUUAGUAUUCCUGAGCUAGCUACAAAUAUGAAUUUUACCCCAUGGGUAGGAUUUUAUUGUUAAAUGCCAUAAUAAAGCACACUAAUCUUGACACCGCAAAGGGAAAUAUGAACCAAAACCAAAACCAAACAAACAAAAUCCCAGCCCCAAAUCCUGCAUCAAAAAGCUGACAAACCUUUCUCCAUUUUGAUAUUUGCAUGCUCCUAUAUGGACUGGCUGUGGCAAUGUAAUGCCUGUAUAAUGUUUUCAAAUAAAAAGAAAUAAAUGCUUUAUGAAAGCAGG
Molecule: messenger RNA, 5639 nt
Organism: Dromaius novaehollandiae (emu)
Lineage: Eukaryota; Metazoa; Chordata; Aves; Casuariiformes; Dromaiidae
Gene: SLC35F1
Product: solute carrier family 35 member F1
Exons: 9
Coding region: 333-1706 (457 amino acids)
Biological process (GO): transmembrane transport
Cellular component (GO): membrane
Molecular function (GO): transmembrane transporter activity
Source: RefSeq, a predicted model, not a curated record